Henningerozyma blattae CBS 6284 is the source of this 1389-nucleotide messenger RNA. RefSeq lists its product as uncharacterized. NCBI's taxonomy places the organism in Eukaryota, Fungi, Ascomycota, Saccharomycetes, Saccharomycetales, Saccharomycetaceae. The transcript has a single exon. Bases 1 to 1389 code for a protein of 462 amino acids. Gene Ontology annotation, molecular function: S-adenosylmethionine-dependent methyltransferase activity. The record is from RefSeq and is a predicted model, not a curated record.
AUGAUAGAUAUUUUAGUGAUAUUAACAUGUUUGUUCAUCGUAAUGUCAGUACUUAGACGAUAUAGUCCCUUCCAAAAAUGGAUGGCCCAAAGAAUUGAUAACGCCCUUCAUAAGAGUCAAUUGACUACUAUAUUAUAUUCUCCUUCUUUACGUCUAAUUCCAAAAAAUGCAAAUCCAAAUGAUAUGAAUAAUAUCGAGAAUUUUUUCAUUAGUAAUAAUACUUCGAAUUUAAAAUCCAUUUCUGAAAGUUUACGUCAAUUAAAAGAAUAUUCAAUAAAAGCACAUAAUGCAAAUGGCACGAUUUUUAAAAGAACAAGGGAAUUAAGCAAUGAUAUGAUUAAUCAAUUAAGGGAAUUACAAUAUUUCUCGAAGAUUACUAAAAUAAAUGAAUCAAUCCAAUCAAAUGGUCAAAUGAUUGAUUUAUUAAUUGAAUCUUUUCUAAAUGAUUUGGUUAAUGUAAAUUUGAAUUCUUUAAACAAUGAUAAUAAGAAGUUCUUAUAUGAACAGUUGAAUGAUAUUUGUAAAAAUGUAGGAUAUGCUAUCACACCUGAAUAUCAAUUAACUAAAAUAUUAAACUUUGAGCCAGAUUCCCUGUAUAUAAACUCUGAUCAAUAUAGAGUAGUUGAAGCUGUUUCUCAUAUUUGUAGAGAUUGGUCACAACCUUUUCAAAAUGAGCGUACCCCAAUAGAAGAAUUUGUCUUAAAUCAAUUAGAAACUUUAAAUUUUAACAAUCAAGUUGAAAGAAAUUUGGUUGUCAUGCCGGGUGCUGGUCUUGGUAGACUAUCGCAUAAUAUAGCUACUAAAUUCCCAAGCGUUAAAGUUCAAUCAAUUGAAUGGUCAACUUUAAUGUAUAUAUGCAAUAUGGCUAUUUAUUCAACAUCGCAUGAUUUAGAGAUACGUCCAUUCGCAAUGCAUUAUUCAGGCCAAUUAUCUACUUCCGAUCAAAUUAGACCUUAUGAGAUUCAAACAAGUUCAAUUACUAAACCUAAUAACCUUGAUGUAUUACUUGGCGAUUUUAGAACCUAUGUUCCUUCUACAGGUGUACAAAAUGGGAAAUAUGAAACUAUUACUGUUGUGACUCCGUUUUUUAUCGAUACAGCAGAGAAUUUAUUUGAAUAUAUUGAAACUAUUGAAUCCUUGAGAUAUCAUUGUAAGACAGUACAAUGGAUUAACGUUGGUCCAUUGAAAUAUGGUACUAGACCAUUAGUUCAACUAAAUGUUGAAGAAUUAGAAAAAUUAAGAAAAAUUCGUGGUUGGGUUGAUAUUUCUCAACUAGUUUCAACUGAUUAUGAAGAGUUGAAUGGAUAUUUGACAGAUACUAAGUCGCUAUAUCAAGGCUAUUAUGGUUUGUUAAAAUUUCAUUCUAAACUGACUAAUCCAGGGAUGUAG